CUUGUCCAAUUUUUUUUAUUUUUCUCGCCGUCUUUCCCACACUGGUUGCUUGCGAUGGGUGAAGUCGAGGCUAAAACGGGCGAGGUCGAGCGCACUGCAAGCGGUAACAGCUCUCCCUCAGACAACGUCAUGUCGUCGCCAGCGGUGGCGGUUGAGGAGAAGAAGACCUUCUGGCAGAGGGUCAAGACGCCGGGUUCAGUAUGGCAAAUCAUCUUUGCCGCUCUUCUGGCCAUUGCCAUUGGACUCGCCGUCACCACCACCGUCGACGAAGUACCAGAGGCUGCGAUUGCGAUUCUGGGAAUCCCGGGGAACCUAUGGCUGCGCGCCCUGAGGGCAGUUGUCCUUCCUAUGAUUGUGACUGCAAUGAUCAUGGCGGUCCAGCGCCUGCGCAACAUGACCCAAGGAGGUGGCGCGGCCGGUAAACUCGCUCGCUGGACAGUCGGAUACUAUGUCCUCACCACUAUUCUUGCUGUUGCACACUCUGCUCUGCUCGUCGGCCUCGUGUGGAGCAAGCUGUUCAACGUAGUAUCGGGUAGUGCGCUGGAAGUCGACGAGGCCGACCAGGAGUCCUUUGACGAGAGAAAGGACACCGAGAUCCACGAUGUCGUUGUAGACAUGUUCUACUCGCUCGUCCCCAACAACAUUGUCAACGCACUGGCGACCGACGCCCUCCUCUCGGUGCUCAUCACUGCCAUUGUCCUCGGCUACGUCAUCAAGCCCGGAGGCGCCAUCUACCGGGCCAUCGAGGAAGUCGAGGUCAUUGUCCUCCGCGUCAUCACCGUCUUGAUCCACCUCGCGCCAAUCGGUGUCUUCUUCCUCAUCAUGCCCAACUUGUUCCGCCUUGACAUUUCCGAGAUUGGCACCAACCUGGGUAUCCUCAUUGGAGGCACGCUCUGCGGCAUGUUCAUCCAUCUGUUCAUCGUCAUUCCAAUCAUCUUCUUUGCUAUUACCAGGAGCAACCCGUACACAUUCUGGUUCAAGAUGAGUCCUGCCUGGAUUACCGCCUGGGGCACUGCAUCCAGUGCUGCAACCCUGCCCGUUACUAUCCGUUGCAUCCUGAAACAGGGCAUUCCCGUCACAGUGACCAAGUUCGCCGCUCCCCUCGGUUGCUUGAUCAACAUGGACGGUACCGCCAUCUACUUUCCCAUUGUCGUCGUCUUCCUCGCCGCUACCCAGGGCAUCACGCUCAACGCCGCCAACUACAUCAUCAUUAUCCUGCUCUCGACCCUGGCCUCUAUCGGCACAACACCCAUCCCUAGCUCCAGUCUGGUUCUCGUCGUCAUGAUUGCCACAAGUGUCGGCGUGCCCAUCACAGGCAUGUACGCCGUCGUCAUCGCCAUCGACUGGUUCCUCGACCGUUUCCGCACUGCCCUCAACAUCAGCUGCGACGCGUUUGCCGCAAAGAUCGUCACGCACAUCACCAAGAUCAAGGACGAGGAAGGCGUCUCGUACGACGAGGCUGAAAAUGUCGAUCCCAACUCUCUGGGCCGUCAGGACGAUGCCAAGGUCUAACUGAAAAAAAAAGCGAAUUUUUUUUUCGAGUCAUCUGUUUUGGAUUGCAAGCAGUGCGAUGUCUAGAUGAAUAUGUAAUGCCAUUUUCUU
Messenger RNA from Exserohilum turcica Et28A, 1602 nucleotides. RefSeq lists its product as uncharacterized. NCBI's taxonomy places the organism in Eukaryota, Fungi, Ascomycota, Dothideomycetes, Pleosporales, Pleosporaceae. Gene Ontology annotation, molecular function: L-glutamate transmembrane transporter activity; glutamate:sodium symporter activity; neutral L-amino acid transmembrane transporter activity. The coding region runs from base 55 to 1512 and encodes 485 amino acids. The record is from RefSeq and is a predicted model, not a curated record. Gene Ontology annotation, biological process: L-glutamate transmembrane transport. The transcript is spliced from 3 exons. Gene Ontology annotation, cellular component: plasma membrane.